Messenger RNA from Orbilia oligospora ATCC 24927, 1431 nucleotides. RefSeq lists its product as uncharacterized. The transcript has 2 exons. Gene Ontology annotation, molecular function: phosphatase activity. Lineage: Eukaryota; Fungi; Ascomycota; Orbiliomycetes; Orbiliales; Orbiliaceae. Gene Ontology annotation, biological process: dephosphorylation. The coding region runs from base 1 to 1431 and encodes 476 amino acids. The record is from RefSeq and is a predicted model, not a curated record.
AUGGCCAUUAAAACAUCUCUCGUCUUUUUGACCGCUUCGGUUCUUCCCGUUUUGGGGGAGACAAUUCUCGGCUUGACGGUGUUCACCCGUCAUGGAGACCGCAACUCGAAGCACUAUUCUGGCUACGGACUGACCAACCUCGGUUUCCAACAGAACUUCCAAACUGGAGGUCUCUAUCGACAGAUCUACCUCGAUUCAAAUUCCUCGAAGCAGAUUCUCGGAAUCUCUGAGGAUAAAUAUGUUCCUGCACAGAUCUGGGCCACCGCGCCUGACCAAAAGGUCCUGGCAAACACAGCUACUGCAUUUCUCCAGGGUCUUUAUCCACCGCUCGAGCAGCUUGACCCUCAAAUCGCCACCAACACUCUAACCAAUGGAACAAAGUACACCAAUCCAUUAGAAGGAUACCAGUAUGUUGUUCUUCACACGGCUGAUGGUGAAUCUCCAAACACUAUCUGGAUCAAGGGAGAUGAUGGAUGUCCCGCCGUCACUGAAGCCUCCGAAGAUUUUGAAAUGAGUGCGGAAUUUAUGGAAAGAGAAGCUUCCACGAAGUCCUUUUACGAGGGAUUUUGGGAACAACUCUCGGACGUUUACGACUACAGCCAGUCUAAGCUCAGCUAUGCUAGAGCCUAUGACAUUUUUGAUCUCAUCAAUGUCGCGCAAAUCCAUAACUCUUCAGCUACGGAGAAUGUUACCGCUGAAGAGCUCUUCCAGCUCAGGACACUAGCUGACAGCGCCGAGUUCGGGUUGAACUUCAAUGCCUCCCAGCCAGCUCGUUCGAUCCACGCCCAGACCCUAGCGGGUGCCAUCCUGAAUCAGUUGAACCAAACUGUAACUGGGAAGGGAAAGCUCAAGUUCUCUCUCCUUGCAGGAAGUUAUGAUACAUUCCUUGCUUUCUUCGGACUUACUGAACUUACGUCCGCCUCUCCAAACUUCUUCGGACUACCAGAUUAUGCUUCAACUAUGGCCUUCGAGAUCCUCACCGACAAGGAUGUUACUGAGUUCCCAUCCAGUGUCGACGACCUCAAAGUCCGCUUCCUCUUCCGCAAUGGAUCCGAUGCUGGCUCUCCAUUGACUCCCUUCCCACUCUUUGGUCAGCAAGAAGUAACUCUUUCUUGGACCGAAUUUACGGCCCAACUCUCUGAGCGUGCUAUUACCACCGUUGAGAAAUGGUGUGGAAUGUGCAAGAGCACAGAGUCUUUUUGCGCUGCCUAUGAUCCAACCCUUUCAUCUGGUUCCAUUGGAGUCAAUAGCAGCAACUCAGGUGGAAGUGGCAUGUCGAAUGCUGUUGCUGGUGUUAUUGGCGCCAUGGUCACCUUGGCAGUUGUCGCCCUUGCCGGUCUUGUGUUCUACUUGUUCUCAAGAAAGAGGAGGACGGCUCCUCCUUCCAGUGGUGCGAGCAUUGGAUCUGCAGAGAAAGGUAGCCUACACUGA